GGAAAGGUAAUCGGGAAAGAAAAAAUUGAAUAUUCUACGCCGAGGAAAGUCGUAAAUCUUAAGCUAAAAGAGAACAAAAUCAAGCAAACGUCACAUCUAUCUCUCUCUCUGUCUCUGUUUCUCUCUCAAAUUUGUUAAAACUAAUAGAAAAAGGAAAUCCUUUUUUUUUUUUUCUAAUUUACUUUCAAUCACUUACAUUUUGAAAUCGAUUCCUGUGUAGAACAAAAGAAAAAAGCUUUCGAUUAUUAUUAUUAUUAUUAUUAUCAUCAUCAUAAGAUCAUAUAAUAGAGAGAUCAAAAUUCAAAUUUCAAGACCAGAAAACUCUAAAAGAGCCGCAGAAUUCGAAAGAAAUCGGAAAAAGGAGCAAUGGGUCAAGCCUUCCGCAAACUAUUCGAUACCUUCUUCGGCAACACUGAGAUGCGAGUUGUGAUGCUGGGGCUGGAUGCAGCUGGUAAAACAACAAUACUUUACAAACUUCACAUUGGAGAAGUAUUAUCUACUGUCCCAACAAUUGGGUUCAAUGUGGAGAAAGUUCAGUAUAAGAAUGUGAUGUUCACUGUCUGGGAUGUUGGUGGACAAGAGAAAUUAAGACCACUCUGGAGGCAUUAUUUUAAUAAUACAGAUGGACUGAUCUAUGUAGUUGAUUCCUUAGAUCGGGAGAGAAUUGGAAGAGCAAAAGCAGAGUUUCAGGCUAUUAUCAAAGAUCCAUUUAUGCUCAACAGUGUCCUCCUGGUCUUUGCUAACAAACAGGACAUGAAAGGAGCAAUAACACCUGUUUUUGUUUUAAAGAAAGGAGCAAUGACACCGAUGGAAGUAUGCGAAGGAUUAGGUCUUUUUGAACUGAAGAACAGAAAAUGGCACAUACAAGGGACUUGCGCACUGCGGGGAGAUGGGCUGUACGAGGGGUUGGACUGGUUGGCUUCAACUUUGAAAGAAAUGAGAGCUGCUGGAUACUCUUCAGUAGGCACCUCAUCAUUCUAAUUUUACAGGUUCCUUGAAAACGCGAGGUUUUAUGUAGAUUAAGUCAGAGGGUUGGCCUAUGUUUUCUGGGGAAGUUCUUAAUUGUAAUCAAAUGUUUAUCUUUAUGGGUUGUCUAAAAGCAAAUGCAGUCUAUUAGGGUUCUUACAUUUGACUAUAGUUGUUUCUCAGAAGAAUACUUCCAACAGCAAUGAUGUAUAUUGAGGUGGUGAUGAGACCUUGUCAUUGAUAAAAUAGGGUAAAAUGGAUAGUGGGAAUCUAUAAUUUACUUUAGAUGUCCCUUUACAUAAAAGGCAAAUAACAGUGAAUCUGAUUUUUCUCCUCGUA
Ricinus communis (castor bean) is the source of this 1305-nucleotide messenger RNA. RefSeq names its product ADP-ribosylation factor 1-like 2. Gene Ontology annotation, molecular function: GTPase activity; GTP binding. Lineage: Eukaryota; Viridiplantae; Streptophyta; Magnoliopsida; Malpighiales; Euphorbiaceae. The coding region runs from base 367 to 981 and encodes 204 amino acids. Gene Ontology annotation, biological process: intracellular protein transport; vesicle-mediated transport. The record is from RefSeq and is a predicted model, not a curated record. The transcript has 7 exons. Gene Ontology annotation, cellular component: cytoplasm.